AAACAGAUAACGGCAUAUAGAAAAAUGUGAAACACUAAAAAAAGGAAAUCAGAAUAAUUUACAUAUGUAGAGAGAGCAAAAUUCUACCAAGAAUAAGAGUAAGUUAAUUUGUUAUUAAGAAAAGAUGGCGAUUUAAUAAUACACUUAAUAGAAAUUUUAUUCCACUUCAUUUCCAACUAAGAUAUCCACAAAUGGUAAUUGCUUUUGAAAUAGGAGUGCAAGAAACAAUUAGAGAAAUCUAAAAUCAUAAUUAGAAGACCGUAGUGGUGUUUCUUUUACAGUCAUCUAUAAUCAAGUACAUUUUGCUUAUCUCAGUGGGUGUAGUAAAGGCUUAGGACUCUGAGCGCCGCUGUUCACCAACUCUGAGAAAAGCUCAGUAAGAGCUCGUCAGAUAUUAGGAUCUGCAACUACACAAAGCCCCGCAGAGACCACAGACCAACUCCGGGGGGCUGAAACAAAACUCAGCCUCCUAACCUGGGGCACUACGGGUUUCUCGAGAAAAUAGAUCACCAUAAUUUGCAGGAGGAAAAAAGAACCUAAGGAGUCAGCGUGCAGAGAAAGCAUUCCGAAAAAAAUCCGUAGUGAAACAACAAUGGCCGCUCCAAGGAAUCGCCCGCACCACACAGGACUGGUCCUGCUGUGCCUUUUCCUGGGGAGACUGUGGGAGAUCAGGGCCAGUCAGAUCCACUACUCAGUGCCUGAAGAGACAGAAAAAGGCUAUAUCGUGGGGAAUAUCUCUAAGGAGCUGGGGCUGGAGCCCCGGGAGCUGGCGGAGCGCGGAGUCCGCAUCGUCUCCAGAGGUAGGACGCAGCUCUUUGCUCUGAACCCGCGAAGCGGCAGCUUGGUCACCGCGGGCAGAAUAGACCGGGAGGAGCUCUGCGCUCAGAGCACGCGGUGUCUGGUGAACUUUAAAGUCCUGGUUGAAGACAGAGUGCAGCUUUAUGGAAUAGAAAUAGAAGUAACUGAUAUAAACGACAAUGCCCCAAAAUUCCAGACCGAAAAUCUGGAAGUAAAAAUUAACGAAAUCGCUGCACCUGGAACGCGUUAUCCACUCCCAGAGGCUGUUGACCGGGAUGUGGGCUUGAAUUCCCUGCAGAGCUACCAGCUCAGCCCCAGUCACCACUUCUCCCUGGACGUGCAAACUGGAGACGACGGAACUAUAAACCCAGAGCUGGUGCUGGAGCGGGUCCUGGACCGUGAGGAAGAGGCUGCUCACCACCUGGUCCUCACCGCCUCCGACAGCGGCGAUCCGCGUCGUUCCAGCACAGUGCACAUCCAGGUGACAGUGUUGGAUACAAAUGACAAUGCCCCUGUUUUUGCUCAACCGAUUUACCGAGUGAAAGUCCCAGAGGACGUGCCCCAGGGCACCCGUCUGCUUACUGUAAGAGCUAGCGACCCGGAUGAGGGAGCCAAUGGAAGAGUGGCGUAUAAAUUCUGGAAAAUUAGUGAAAAACAAUCUCCAUUAUUCGAGCUUAAUGAAAACACUGGGGAAAUAUCAACAGCAAAGAAUCUAGAUUAUGAAGAAUGUGCAUUUUAUGAAAUGGAAAUACAAGCUGAAGAUGGUGGGGGAUUGAAGGGGCGGACUAAAGUGCUCAUUUCGCUGGAAGAUGUAAAUGACAAUAGACCGGAAGUGAUCAUGACAUCUCUGUUUAGCCCAGUGAGGGAAGAUGCUCCUCCAGGAACAGUAAUCCUUCUUUUGAAUGCUCACGACAGAGACUCCGGGAAGAACGGCCAAGUUGUCUGUUCCAUCCAGGAGAGCCUACCUUUUCAAUUAGAAAAGUCGAUAGAAGAUUAUUACAGAUUGUUGACAGCUCAAAUUCUUGACCGAGAAGAAAACUCUGAAUAUAACAUCACAGUGACUGCAACUGACAGAGGAACGCCGCCCCUGUCCUCAGAAAUUCACGUCACCCUGCACGUGGUCGACAUCAACGACAAUCCACCCUCCUUCUCUCAAACCUCCUACUCAGUCUACCUCCCUGAGAACAACCUUAGAGGCACCGCCAUCUUUUCGGUGACAGCUCGUGAUCCUGAUAGCAACGAGAACGCCCGAAUUAUUUACUCCUUGGCCGAGGACACCAUCCAUGGGGCGCUUCUCUCAUCCUACGUCUCCAUCAACUCCGACACCGGCGAGUUAUACGCGCUGCGCUCCUUCGACUAUGAGCAGUUUCGAAAUCUUCAAAUGCAGGUGAGGGCAAGUGACAGAGGAGACCCUCCACUCAGCAGCAACGUGUCACUGAGCUUGUUUGUACUCGACCAGAACGACAACACGCCCGAGAUUCUGUACCCCACCCUCCCCACCGACGGUUCCACGGGCGUGGAGCUGGCGCCCCGCUCCGCAGAGCCCGGAUAUCUAGUGACGAAAGUGGUGGCGGUGGACCGAGACUCAGGCCAGAAUGCCUGGCUGUCCUACCGCCUGCUCAAGGCCAGUGAGCCAGGGCUCUUCACGGUGGGGCUGCACACGGGAGAGGUGCGCACGGCGCGGGCCCUGCUGGACAGAGAUGCACUCAAGCAGAGCCUGGUGGUGGCCGUCCAGGACCAUGGCCAGCCCCCUCUCUCAGCCACCGUCACGCUCACCAUAGCCGUGGCUGACAGCAUCCCAGACCUCUUGGCUGACCUGGGCAGCUUCGAACCCUCGGCCAACCCGGAUGAUUCAGACCUCACACUGUACCUGGUUGUGGCUGUGGCCGCGGUCUCCUGCAUCUUCCUCGCCUUUGUCAUAGUGUUGCUGGCCCUGAGGCUGCGGCGCUGGCGCACCUCAAGUCAGUUUCAGGCUGAGAGGCUCGGAUUGGCUGGCAUGCCUGCUUCUCACUUUGUGGGCGUGGACGGGGUGCGGGCUUUCCUUCAGACCUAUUCCGGGGAAAUCUCCCUCACUGAGGACUCGCGGAAGAGUCACGUGAUCUUCCCCCAUCCCAACUAUGCCGACACGCUCGUUAGCCAGGAGAGCUGUGAGAAAAAUGAGGCUUUAUGCGUUUCAGAUGAUUCCAAGUUUCCUAUAGAAGACACUCCUUUGGUUCCAGUGAGUUCAGUUUUUCCUUUGCUUUCUAUUACCAUUGGUUUUCUCUUUGAGUGUUUGCACUUAAGGUAGGAU
Molecule: messenger RNA, 3088 nt
Organism: Equus quagga
Lineage: Eukaryota; Metazoa; Chordata; Mammalia; Perissodactyla; Equidae
Product: protocadherin gamma-A9-like
Exons: 1
Coding region: 593-3085 (830 amino acids)
Biological process (GO): homophilic cell-cell adhesion
Cellular component (GO): plasma membrane
Molecular function (GO): calcium ion binding
Source: RefSeq, a predicted model, not a curated record